AUUUCACGGAACGCAAGGCAAUUAUGGUUUCCUCUAGAUUACUUUUCUUCCUCUCUGCCAUCUUCUUACUCACUGCUCAAGCAGUAGCGCAGACGGCGGACUUCCUUUAUCAUUUCUGUUUAAACGACAAUGGAAACUACACCGCUAACAGUACCUAUGAGAGAAACCUCAACCACCUCCUCUCCUCCUUCUCCUCCAACACAGAAAUUGACUAUGGCUUCUACAAUUCCUCUUAUGGCCAAAACUCUGACCAAGUAUCUGCAAUUGGACUUUGCAGAGGAGAUGUUAACCCAGAUGAUUGCCGUGGUUGCCUCAAUAUAUCUACGUCUCUUCUCAAGCAGCACUGCCCCAAUCAGAAGGAGGCAAUUGGAUGGUUCGACCACUGUAUGUUACGAUACUCAAAUCGCUCCAUUUUGGGCGUGGAGGAAAAUAGUCCAAGUUUCUAUAUGUGGAACACGAACAACGUAUCGGCAAAUUACGAUCAAUUCAAAGAUGAUCUUAGGAAAUUGUUGGAAAGCCUAAGAAGUGAAGCUGUAGCAGGUGGUUCUCUUCGUAAGUUUGCAGCAGGAAACGCAACGGCACCAAACUUUCAAACAUUAUAUGCACUUGUGCAGUGCACGCCUGAUUUGUCUGAGCUAGAAUGCAACAAUUGUUUAGCUGGGGCUUUCCAAGAUAUUCCAAACUGUUGUGAUGGGAAGCAAGGUGGGAGAGUCAUUAGUCCCAGCUGUAGUACGAUAUUUGAUGUCUACCAGUUCUAUAACUCGACAGCGGCUACGUCACCCCCAUCGUCUCCAGUAGCACCACCAGUAUCUCCACCAGUAUCUCCUCCGCCACCAUUGACCAACACGAAUACAACAAAAGGUGGAAGCAAAAUCUUAAAAGUAACGAUAGUCGCCAUUGUUGCUCCAAUCGUUGUGUCUGUGGUGCCAUUCCUUCUGGGCUAAUGUCUCUUCCAAAUUGGAUUACUCGAACUAAUCCAUCCAAUCUGUUUAGAGUGAUAAUUAUAAAUCCCCGUGUGAUAUUUUGGAGAAUUAAUGAACAAUUUAUGAGCUAAGAUUUUAUUCAUCAAUAUUAU
Alnus glutinosa is the source of this 1075-nucleotide messenger RNA. RefSeq names its product cysteine-rich repeat secretory protein 38-like. The record is from RefSeq and is a predicted model, not a curated record. The coding region runs from base 24 to 944 and encodes 306 amino acids. NCBI's taxonomy places the organism in Eukaryota, Viridiplantae, Streptophyta, Magnoliopsida, Fagales, Betulaceae. The transcript is spliced from 2 exons.